AUGAACCAGCAGCGUUUGUUUGAGCUCUGGUUCUGUCUGCUGUCCAUGUGUUUCCAGGUCUGGCUCGGUCAGGCCCAGGUCCCCGAGCCAGCACAGUGCCUCAUCUCCGGGAUCAACAACCUGACCCGGCCUCCGGUGGAGGGUGAGGAUGAGGGGAAGUGCUGGAGGGAUUGCGAUGCAGAGCCCAACUGCCACAUGGCAUUGAUAGUCAUACCACUCCAUGACAAAAAGCAGUGCCUGCUGGUCAACUGUCUGAACCAGGCCAGAUACUCGUACACCCGACAUCCCAGCACAGAGAUCAGGGUUUACCCCAAGAGCACCAUUGACGACGAUCAAAGAUACUAUUUCAUGACAGAUGCAUAUAGACUAGCUGAUGAGACACUUCAUUGUUCAGAGUUCAUGAAUUGUAGCAGCUGCCAACCGGGGAUUCCCAGAUUCUUCUACAACAGGACCAGUUACAGGUGUGAGAGCUUCCACGCUGGCUGUGGGUCCAAUAGAAACUCGUUUGAAACCCAGGAAGGGUGUGAAGCCCUCUGCAAUAAAAAGUUUCGUUGUUAUCGGCCCAUGCAGUAUGGAGCAGGCAGCUCAAACAUUUCCAUGUUCUUCUACAACAUGAAGAGCCAGAGCUGUGAGAGAUUUAACUUCAGCGGCUACGGGUCCAACGGGAACAUCUUUCAGACUGAGGAGGAGUGUGAGAACCUCUGUGGUGACAUUAAAGCUACUACAACAAGCCGACCUGCUGUGACUACAGCUACUACAACCAGACGACCUACUGUGACUACAGAUUUCCACAUUAGUCUGGGAAUUGCGGUCAUCUUCGCGGUCACCUUCAUGGUCAUCAUCUGUUUCAUCUGUGUCAUCGUUGUCAUCUGCAUUGUACGCAACUGCAACUGUUGAUAUCCUGUCAGCUACAGAAGAGUCGGGGUGAAGGCAGCAGACUAGGACUGUUGUUAUUGUUGUGGUGGUGAAUCCUUUACUAUAAUCUAGUUAGUAUUUCUGGCAGCAGGAUGGUGUCUGUGGGAUUGAGUCAAAAUAAACUACAGUAGCCGUGUUUCCAUUAGAUUCAUAAGAGAAUUUUAAGGAAACUUUUGAAAUGUUGCAAAAAGUAAUUGCGGUAAAAAGUAAAUUAGGCGUGUUUCCAUCAACUGGUUUCAAGUGAAUAAACUAGACCACGCAACACAUAGUUUCAUCAGAAUAUGGUGGCAUAGGCAUAAAUAAACAGAGUAGAAGAGGUAGAGGUCGCCAAUAGGAAACAAAACAAAUAGUUAUAUCG
This is a messenger RNA of Thunnus maccoyii (southern bluefin tuna), 1273 nucleotides long. RefSeq lists its product as uncharacterized. The record is from RefSeq and is a predicted model, not a curated record. The coding region runs from base 1 to 897 and encodes 298 amino acids. Lineage: Eukaryota; Metazoa; Chordata; Actinopteri; Scombriformes; Scombridae. The transcript is spliced from 8 exons. Gene Ontology annotation, molecular function: serine-type endopeptidase inhibitor activity.